Ostertagia ostertagi is the source of this 495-nucleotide messenger RNA. The record is from the annotation of a GenBank genome assembly. NCBI's taxonomy places the organism in Eukaryota, Metazoa, Nematoda, Chromadorea, Rhabditida, Trichostrongylidae.
AUGACAGAAUUUCUCGAAAAGUUCACCUGGCUUUAUUUCCCCGAUCCAAAUGUGCCGUUCUUCCGUGUCACAAUACUCAGUCGAUAUGGAGAGGUGACACCGGAUGGUAGCAAGUUCUGGUCGCUGAUGUGUGAAUGCGCACGACCCAUCGAUGAUCCAGUAACAGAAGAAGAGAUCGUGAAGCAAGCCAUUGACGGUUUGGUUAUCAAGAGCAUGAUCCAGCGCGACAAGAUCGCCUCAGUCUACUCCACAACCUUGGAAUAUGGGUAUCCCAUCCCAACUCCAGCGAGAGAUCUCCGAACUCCGCCUCGUGCACAUCGUGCUUGGAGAAAGCACACUAAUCUACUUCGAGAGGUACCGUUUUGGUGGUCUGAAUAUGAAGUGUCGAAUCAGGAUCACUGCUUCAUCCAAGGCAAAGAGUCUCAAUUGUAUCGUGUGGUAUUGAACGAGCCUGAAAAACUGUACAAGACUGGUCUUGCUGAGAGACAAGGAUGA